Molecule: messenger RNA, 5091 nt
Organism: Poecilia reticulata (guppy)
Lineage: Eukaryota; Metazoa; Chordata; Actinopteri; Cyprinodontiformes; Poeciliidae
Product: netrin-G1-like
Biological process (GO): tissue development; animal organ morphogenesis; axonogenesis
Source: RefSeq, a predicted model, not a curated record
AAAAAAGUUUAGUAUCACAUGUAAGCAGUACUCCGCGCGCAUUUUGCACAGAAAUGUGAACUGAUCACAGCAGGCUUUUUGAAGAAAGAAAAGGAGUUUAGCCUCAACUGCCUGUCGCUAUUAUCUUUAGGACCCGGCGGAGCGUUUCGCGUGAAACUGGACAUUGUGGCUCCAUUUCAGAGAGAUGCUUAUCUCUCUCCUCUCUCCUCUGUUCGCAAGUCGCCUGGGCUGAGAAAUCUGGCAACCUGACCCCCAAGAGUCGCUCUGCUUCGGGAUGUACUUCCAUCAAUCUGGGGACAACGAAGUGACUCCCCUCAGCUGAUGUGGCUGCUUAAGGGAGCGGGGGUCUUUUUUUUUCUUUUCUGUGCGCCAUUCCGAUGAACACAGCGCCAAUAAGCAGCAACGCUGCGCAAAGUCUUCAGUGGACCACAGUCGAUGUUCGGAAAAGUCCUGAGUGAGCGAGAGAAAAGAUAUGACAAUCGGAUGAAACGCUUAGUUAGUGACACCGAAAAGUUGAAGGAAAGUUGGAGCAAACAGAAACGUCGCGGGUGUCCGGGUGAAUUCACGCGUUAUGCGUCAACGUUACUUCUUUUCUUUUGCCACGAGAUCAUUUUUGCCACUGUUAGAGCAAAUAAAGACACCAUAGGAAAGGCUUUCAGCUCCGAAUGAGAAUCCAUUAAGCAAAUACUGCAAAUAACUUGUUGAACAAUCAGCUCGUCCCGGGAGCGCAAUUAAAUGAUGCUGCCAGUGGAAAACACCACAACUGACRGGCGAUCAAGAUCAGAAUCUGCUGACAUAUGAGAAGUGUUGCUCCUCUCUAAACAUCACAUCUGACCGAUUGUUGACCUUUUCAUCAGUGAUCAGCACUGUUGAGAAAGCUCACUUGUUGGCACAUCUCAUCAGCCAGUCAGAUGCGCUGCCAAUCAAAGCCAGAAUAACGACGUGGACGCUAAUGGUUGCCUGAAUCUGCUCACACACACACACACACGAGUUCAAGAUGCUUCCACUGUUCCGAAAUGCUUCAUCGCACCAUUCAGACCCUCAAGUGAUUUAGAGCCUUCCCUGUGGUACAGCAAAGAGGCAGUUGCAGCUUUAAAGACAAAAAAAAAACUUAGAAGAGGAAUUCUAAAAAAGCCACAAAGAAAAAGAUCAGCAAUGUUUUGGCCUAUAUUACUCACCCUGCAGGCUGUGUGCACCAGUGUGACACAUGCUAUGCAACAUUACCCUGCAGCCUGGGGACACUAUGACGUGUGCAAAUCCCAGAUCUAUACAGAGGAGGGCCUGGCAUGGGACUACAUGGCCUGUCAGCCAGAAGCCACCGACAUGACAAAGUACCUGCGAGUGGCCCUCGACCCCCCAAACAUCACGUGUGGAGAUCCGCCUGAGACGUACUGCGCUUUGGAGAAUCCUUACAUGUGCAACAAUGAAUGCGAUGCUGCUACUGAGGAGCUGGCUCAUCCUCCUGAGUUAAUGUUUGACUUUGAAGGUCGAAAUCCCACAACGUUCUGGCAAUCGACAUCAUGGAAGAAAUACCCAAAGCCUCUGCAAGUCAACAUUACGCUGUCCUGGAACAAGACAAUCGAGCUAACUGAUGACAUCGUUAUCACCUUUGAGUCAGGCCGGCCGGAGCAGAUGGCCCUGGAGAAGUCACUCGACUACGGUCGCACCUGGACCCCUUACCAGUUCUACGCCACUGAUUGCCUGGAUGCUUUCACCAUGGAGCCCAAGACAGUGAACGACCUGUCCCAGCGCACCCUGCUGGACAUAAUUUGUACUGAGGAAUACUCUCGAGGCUACGUGUGGAAGAACGACAAGACCGUACGUUUUGAGAUAAAGGACCGCUUCGCUCUAUUUGCUGGACCUCGGCUACACAACAUGGCUUCACUAUACGGUCAGCUGGAUACCACUAAGAACCUGAGAGAUUUCUUCACAAUCACAGAUCUGAGGAUUAGACUACUAAAGCCAGCUACUGGAGCCACCAUGGUGGAUGAGAACAAUUUAUCCAGAUACUUCUACGCAAUAUCUGACAUCAAGGUACAGGGCAGGUGCAAGUGCAACCUGCAUGCCAACAGCUGCGUGUUUGACAAGGGGAAGCUGGGCUGUGAGUGUGAACACAACACAACAGGGCCCGACUGCAGCCGCUGCAAGAGGCACUACCAUGGAAGGGCCUGGAGCGUGGGCUCCUACCUCCCCAUACCCAAAGGAACUGCAAAUAUAUGCAUUCCCAGCAAUCAUGGACCAGUGCAUCGAGCAAAUGCUUCAUCUCUCGGUGUUGCAAAUCGUAACCAAGCUMGGGUGUGCGACAACGCGAUGCUGCGCUGUCAGAACGGCGGCACGUGCCACCACCACCAGCGGUGUCACUGUGCCCCGGGCUUCACGGGUGUCCUGUGUGAGAGAGCUAGAUGCCAGGGUCCCGGAGAGUGUGAUGACCAGCUAUCUGGACGGGCAGCACUCCACCAUCACCCCAUAAAGCAUCGGCUGUUCUUUCCCCUUGUAAUGAUCCUGCUUUCAGUUGUUUCUCUUUGCUGAGAGGCUUGAACCAAAAUCCUCCAAAUAAAACCCUAAGACCACAAAUGCUGAGAAGGAACUCUCAACCUUAUGAACAUGGAAAAAACAAAAAACAAAAACAAAGAAUGUGUGGACAAUGUGCUCAGUAUAAGCAACUUUUUUGUAUGGCCAAGACCAAGUUGGUGGGCAAAGAAGAAAGUAGCGCAGCAGGUUUAGUGACGUAAAGAUUUCUGGAAAGYGCAGUGAAAAAAAAGACACUGUUUUGUAACCUCACAUGAAAAGACAGUAGGUGCCCUUGCUUUGUGAUAAUGUCUUUCUGUAGUAUCCCAUCAUAGAGAGACCGAAGAUUCUCUGCUCAGACGACGCAAGUCGGUUUCUGGUGACAAACUGUACAAAAACAAGACACAAGAUUCCUAAGUAUCAUCUAAAGUAUUAUGAGAAAAUAUGGUGAAGCAAGAUCUCUUAAAAAGAUAGUUUGGGUAUUUUUGAAGUAGUUAUUUUAAGUAACAGUAUCUUUAUCUGCAAAACAGUGACGUCACAGUUAAACAAGUUGGAUGACAAGUAAUGAAUAAGGCUAAACGCUAACCAGACAGAAAACUAAGGCAGCGAGUGACAGCCUGACAGGAAGUCUAAAUUAUUACUCAAACUCUUGUCUAGUUUAAACGUUUUACACAGACUGGUGAGGUGAUGAUGAUCAGGCGAUCUGAAAUCGCAGGCAGCCACUUUAUUUUAGGUAGAACCACAGACAUUGUCCUGCUAAUGAUGCUAAACAUCUGAAAUCAGGUCAUAUUUGUUAACGAUAUUAAAACCUUCAAACAGACAUUCUGUUUGUUUGAUACAAUUAUUCACACGAUACCAGUWUGAGUCACRUUUUAUUCCAGAAUUACAAAUAUUAUUAACAGGAGAUGUUUUAAAUUAUGAAAAAAAAAAAWARCUAAAAUGGAUGACCAUGCUAACUAGCUGUUAGCCUUUCAUUGUUCUCAGUAGUUUCUCGCUUUUCUGACAAAAAUCAUGGUGACAUGACAAUCUGUUUCCUGCAAGAACGGAAACUAUUACUGGUAAUAUCUUCACACUGACUCACAAAAAAAAAGAGAGAAAAUCUAAACUAUCACUUUACGACAUCUUGCCUCGCUGCCUCCCAUUUUCAUACUUCCAUUUCUACCAUGGCCGCCUCCCCGCCCAGCACCAUCAGGCCCCCAGCCCUUCCUGUGCUUUAGUGGCCGUAGUGAUUUUACUUUGCUGCUGCAGGGUGUCUGUUGUUUUGCCUAAAGCUGCACAUGUAUUACUACCAAUCCCUCCCUACAAUUUCCAGUMUAGUAUCUUUUUGUUUUCAGAAGCUUUGUAGAAUUGCUUGAGCUCACCUGUAUCCGAAAAAAGUUGUAAAAUACUGUAAGUGUAUUUAAUUUUCUAUAAAACAGAUAUUUUCAUGAUUAUGCAAAACAAACAAAAAAAAAGAUGUAUUACUUGUUUUCUACUGCUGCUGACCAGUCCUUCAGUAGACGUGGGCUAAGAGUGACUAAGGAAAUUGGUUGUGUUCAAACUAUUAUUAUUAUUAUUUUAUUUUAUUUUUUAUUUUUUGCUUGUGGGACACAUGGCUCUCGUUGCCUGAGAGCUGCUGUCAGAAUAUGUUUACAUACACGCCCAUAAAAUACACUUCCACCAAAGCGCAAAAGAAAAAAAAAAACAUGUUUUUUGUCUUGUUGUUGAAAAGUAGUAAUUUUAUUAGGCAGAAACAUAACAUUUGAGACAAAAUGUGAAGAAAAUUUGUUUAUUGUCCACUGAUAAAUGCAGGCAAAUUACAAAUACUGAAUGUCAUUUUAAAAGAUGUUUCAAAGCCAUCAGUUUUGAUCACUGACURGUCCUCUGAAGCACCAGAUCCUGAUAAUAAGCAGGCUCCUCUGUAACACAUCCAUGUCGUGCUUAUGAAGGAAUCCUGGAUUGAAAUCCCAUCAGUUUUAUGUAAAUUUAACAAGAGGAGGAAAGAAGAUUGUGUGGCCGUUGCAGAGGUUGUCCGGCUCAAAUCUGUAAUCAGAUCUAAUCCUCGAAUCAAACGAGAAUAAGGGAAGUUUUUUUUUUUUUUUACCCCGAGCUCCUGCAGAUGAAAGCCAUGCAUCCUGCUGCGGGAGCCGCCACAAAGCCGUGCUCUCCGGAAAUGAGCUCUAAUUCGUGGAGGGUCAAUGAAUAGAAAUGAAGUUGCGUCCCACAGGGUGACAUAUUGAGAACUGAGACCAAUUUUAUUCGAGGGAUUAAUUUUACUCCUGAGGUUGUCAUGAAACGCCUAAUUGUGCUAGAGUUUAAUGUAAGUGCCUCUCAUUAAACGUCACUGUCUCUGAUAGAAAGCAGUAGCCUUUUUGUGAAURAGACUCUGGAGAUUAGGAAAUUCUGUUUGUCAUGGAUUAAUCCACUGUAUAAAAACCACUUACAAAGGGAUGGAUGUUAUUUUUUAAGAAAACGUGACAUUUUUUUUGGAAGCGUUAACCCAAGUGCUGGUCAUGCACAUAAAUCUACAAAAGAUAACACAAGUAAUAAAUAUGUGUUUGUCAUUUUAUUUAAAAAAAUAAAUAAAUAAAUACUCAACAUCCA